Molecule: messenger RNA, 1218 nt
Organism: Theileria annulata
Lineage: Eukaryota; Apicomplexa; Aconoidasida; Piroplasmida; Theileriidae
Product: DNA-damage inducible protein ddi1-like, putative
Exons: 8
Coding region: 1-1218 (405 amino acids)
Biological process (GO): proteolysis
Molecular function (GO): protein binding; aspartic-type endopeptidase activity
Source: RefSeq, a predicted model, not a curated record
AUGCUUAUCAUUAAAGUGGUGGCCGAAGAUGGCCAGUUUGUCACACUUUAUUUGGAAAACGACUGGAGUUUCUCAAAACUCAAUGAAUUGAUAAAAGAUCAAUUAAACAUACCAGUAAAUAAUCAAAGAUUGUAUCUAGAUGGAGUUUUGCUGUCAGGAAACAACAAUUUGAUCUCAGAUUCCGGACUAAAAGACGGAGAUCUGUUGCUCGUAAAAGCAGAUUAUGGAAAUAUGGAUUUAUCAUCACUUUUAGCCCCUGAGUAUGCUGAUAUUUCAGAUGACCUUCUUCGUACAAGAGCAAGGGAAAUAUUAGAUGAAUUUAACAAGGAACCAGCUCAACUUGAAACACUAAAGUUCCAUAACCAGGAACUUUACAAAGCAGUGCAAUCCAAAAACACAGAAGAAGUUUAUAAGAUAGUAAAGAAGGAAUAUGAAGAGAAAAAAAAGGAGGAAAUGGAACACAAAAAAAAGUUAAUGAAGGCAUAUUUGGAUCCCCUAAACCCAGAAUCGCAAAUAUUAAUACAUAAAGAAAUAGAAAAGAACCGUAUUGACGAAAACUUACUGUCAGCGCAAAAUUACUUUCCAGAGUCAUUUGGUAAAAUAGUAAUGUUGUUUAUCAAAGUUGAAAUAAACAACGUGGUAGUUAAGGCAUUAGUGGACACAGGAGCACAGAACACGAUAAUGAGCAGAGAAUGUGCAUCCCAAUGUAAUUUGUUAAACCUGGUAGAUGAAAGAUUCAAAGGAGUAGCAGUAGGGGUAGGAUUGACUAAAACUUUGGGUAAAAUACACUUGGCUGACAUGAAAAUAGGAUCCAUAUUCAUCCCAGUCUCGUUUAUUGUCAUAGAGGGGGCCAACUUGGAAUUUAUCCUGGGCUUGGAUAUACUUCGGAGAUAUACUUGCGAUAUUAACUUGAAGUACAAUUAUUUGGGAAUCAACGAUGUCAAUGUGCCAUUUCUUUCAGAAGCCGAGUUGGUCAGUUUUAAGAGUUAUACCAAAAAUAAAGCCUCUGAUAAGCCAUCAUUUUCCACAUCUUUACCUCAAUCAUCAACUUAUACUCAAGAUCAAAGCAAACCGGAUACCGGUUCUCAAUCAUCUGAACAAACCGAAAAGGUGAAAAGACUUAGUGAGGUGCUCAACAUCACGGCUGAACAUGCAAGAGAACUUCUAGAAAUUGCAGGAUGGGACGAAGAAUUAGCUGCCUCCUUUGUAACGGAAUAA